CGUGCUGCCCACCAGUUCAAACCUCGAGAGCGAAGCGAAGCGGAGAGGCCAACCCCCCACCGGCGGCAGCGGAGCCAUGGGGAGACCACGAGCGACCGCCGCCGCCACCACCUCCAGGCCCAGGCGCAACCCCAAGACAAAGCUGGGCUCCUCCUUCCUCUCCCCGCUCGCGACGCCGUCUGCCACACCGCGCACCCGCACCCGCACACGCAAGGGCGCCACCCGCCGCGGCGGCCCCUCCCCAGUGUCGUCGUCGCCGGGUUCUUCCCCCGCCGACCUCAACAUCAGCUUCCUCUCCUCUCCGGGCUCCGCCUCCCCGCCGAAGCCCAAGCCGAAGCCAAGGUCCAGGGCCAAGCCCAAGCCCAAGCCGAAGCCGGACCCCUCCUUCCUCUCCCCGCUCGCGUCGCCAUCGCUAUCGCCGUCGCCCGCACCGCGUACUCGCAAGCGCGCCGUCGUCGGCUCCUCACCUGUGUCGUCGUCGCCGGGGUUCUCCCCCGCCGACCUCAGCAUCAGCUUCCUCUCCUCGCCGGGCUCCCCCGCCUCCCCGCCGAAGCCCAGUGCCAGGGCCAAGCUCGCCGCGCGCGCCCCGCUCGUCGCCAGCCCCCGCGCCGCCACACCUUCACCCGCCGCGUCUCCCCAGCCUGCCUCGGUGGCGGCGACGGGGGUGUCCAGCGUCGGAGACCUCAGGACCGCUGUCGCCUCACAGAUGGAGAACCUCAAGCGCCGACUCGACGCGCUCCAUUCCCGCGCUCAUGCCGAACUCGAUGCGUCCUUCUCCCGCGUCUCCAAGCGAAUCAAGGUAAAAAUUUGCUCAAAUGGCAUGAUCCAAAACCAAGCCUGUCAGCAACUAGCAGAUGAAGUUGACAAGGAGCACAAGAAGAUGUCUGAUCAUAUAAAAGAAAGUUCUGAGAUUGCCAGGGCAAAGUACAAGCAGAUCAUCGCAGAGGCACAGGCAUCCACAGCUCGUGUGUGCAAGGUAACUAUCCCUGAGAUGACAAAAUCUGUGGAGAAAGCUAUUGAUGGUCUGUGCACCCGUUAUAAUAUCUCAAUGUCAGUUUAGUUACCAAGUACAAGUUCUAUUCACUACACUUUUGAAUAGCCUUCUUCACAUCAAUCGGACAGUUGAAUCCUCAUGUCGUGAUGGUGUGGUCGUUGUUUCGUACGUCCGUAGAUAAUCAGUAGAGUACAGAUACAUAGAAACAUCGAAUAGUUCAUGAGCAUAGGAAAGUGUGUAAUAUCAAGAGAGUUUAUCGGUAUCCCAUUUUUUUUCCCUGACUUAUCAAAGCAGGCCAUCGAAUGCUAAACUGCUGUUCCUUCUGAGAGAUCUCAAUUCUCAAUCUGACAGUCAACACCAGCGUAAUGUAAUAUACUACCUAUUACUCUAGAGUUAUUUUCCCUAAAGAUUGAAGAUGAACUAUUCUAUGAUCGUCCAAAACUCAGACCCCAUUUGAUUUCCCUUCA
Sorghum bicolor (sorghum) is the source of this 1461-nucleotide messenger RNA. RefSeq names its product formin-like protein 14. The record is from RefSeq and is a predicted model, not a curated record. NCBI's taxonomy places the organism in Eukaryota, Viridiplantae, Streptophyta, Magnoliopsida, Poales, Poaceae. The transcript has 6 exons. The coding region runs from base 77 to 1060 and encodes 327 amino acids.